AGAGCAGGUAGAUAGCCAAGUCAGCCAAUCCAACAUUCCAUCCACUUGCGAAUGCGAUCGAUCGCGAGCAAGGUGUAGUUGUCUGUGGUAGCAAGCGCUCGGUGGGUUUGAAAAUGGCUCUUUUCAGGAUUACAUCAACUAGAUUAGCGGAGUUGCAGAAAGUAUGCCCGACAGCAUCGAUUCUGCUGAGGGGGUUGAGCGCGGAGUCAACCAACCUCAAAAGCGUUCUCCAGGAAAAAAUCCCCAAAGAGCAGGAGAAGAUCCGGGAGUUCCGUAAGAAACAUGGCGGCACCAAAGUUGGAGAGGUCACUGUUGAUAUGAUGUAUGGUGGUAUGCGUGGCAUCAAGGGCUUGGUGUGGGAGACAUCCGUCUUAGACCCUGAUGAGGGUAUUCGAUUCCGCGGCAUGUCUAUCCCUGAAUGCCAGCAAGCUCUGCCCAAGGCCAAGGGUGGCUCUGAACCACUGCCUGAAGGUCUUUUCUGGCUUCUCGUGACCGGAGACGUCCCCACCGAGGCUCAAGCAAAGGCUCUGUCCAAAGAAUGGGCACAAAGGGCUGAGCUGCCAGCGCACGUUGUUACCAUGCUGAAUAACAUGCCGAGCAAGCUUCACCCGAUGUCACAGUUCUCGGCCGCCGUCACCGCCCUCAACAGCGAAUCCUCGUUCGCCAAGGCCUACUCAGAGGGUGUGCACAAGUCCAAGUACUGGGAGUAUGUAUAUGAAGACUCGAUGAACUUGAUCGCGAAGCUGCCCGUGAUCGCUGCCACCAUCUACCGCAACACCUACCGUGACGGCAAAGGCAUCGGCGCCAUCGAUGACAACAGGGAUUGGUCCGCCAACUACUGCACCAUGCUCGGAUUCGAAGACCCUCAGUUCACAGAGCUGAUGCGUCUCUACCUCACCAUCCACAGUGACCACGAAGGUGGCAACGUGUCGGCCCAUACCACACACUUGGUAGGCUCUGCCCUGAGUGACCCUUACCUCUCGUUCGCCGCCGGCCUCAAUGGUCUGGCUGGACCACUCCAUGGUCUCGCCAAUCAGGAGGUGCUGAUCUGGUUGGAGAAGCUUCGUAAGCAAGUCGGUGACAACUUCACCGAGGACGGCCUGAAGGAGUUCAUCUGGAAGACCCUCAAGUCCGGACAGGUUGUUCCCGGUUACGGACACGCUGUCCUCAGGAAGACUGACCCCAGGUACACAUGCCAGCGCGAGUUCGCCUUGAAACAUUUGCCUAACGACCCUCUGUUCAAACUGGUUGCCGCUGUCUACAAAGUUGUGCCCCCGAUCCUAACUGAGCUUGGCAAGGUCAAGAACCCGUGGCCCAACGUAGACUCUCACUCUGGAGUCCUUCUACAGUACUACGGAUUGAAGGAGAUGAACUACUACACUGUGAUGUUCGGCGUGUCGCGUGCUCUCGGAGUGCUCGCUCAACUGAUCUGGUCUCGUGCUCUCGGCCUACCCAUCGAGCGACCUAAGUCCCUCAGCACUGAACUGCUGAUCAAACAGCUGGGCAAGUAACCCUAACACGAACAACAUAAGUUAAUUCGUUCAGGCUAGAUUGUAAUACGUGCUUCAGGUAGUAAACAUUGUAUCCCUGAACGUAACUACCAACGGUUUGAUUCACACAUUACACCAAUAGUCAAUUUAGUGAUAUUUUAAAGUUUGUACCAAACAGUCUUUCAAAAUUAUUAAUAUUCUUAAACUUAUUUAUUGUCAUCGUAGAAUUAAGCGUAAUUGAUGCAUUUUUAUUUGCGUUGUUUUUAUUAUUAUAAUUAUUGUUGAGAAUAUUAUAAUUUAUAUUAUUAUACCAAUGUGUACUUAUUUCUGUGAUGAAAAUAUUGUUUCAUAUUUUUACUGUAUUUUUAGUACUUGAUUAACAUUUGUAAUUAUUUGUAUAUUGGACAAUGGAUUUGACAAAUUGACUUUGUGGUGGUGUGACUCAACUGAUAAUUCCACGUAGCUGCCGAAACAAGAAGUAAAUAGAAAAUGAUAGUUGGUCACUUAGGUCAUUUUACUUAGAAACUUUCAUAACGAAUAUGCAGUAUGCUGUGCAUACUGUUUUCUUAGUUCAAAUGCGAUAUUCAUUUUAUCGUAAUAUUUAUAAAUCAUUUGCAUUAUUACUUCAAAAUUUGCAGCUAACUCAGUAUUGUUUAUUGUACUUAGUUCAUUGGUAGGUCAAUUAUGAACGGUUUUUUGGAACUUAUGGUUGGUAUUCUAGGGACUAGGUGUGUGUUAAUUGCUGGUUCUAAGGGAAGUACUGAGUAAACUAUUGUUUCGUGCUGCAGUUAAGUCUUUUAUUCUUCAUUCUAUAGCAAUUCUUUUAGUUUUACUGUAAUUUUAUCAACUUACCAAAGUAUUUACGUGUGUAAUGUAGAUGCUUUAAGGGGGGUAAUAAUUAAUUGAUAUACACAGCCUAAGCAAACAAGCAAUAUUAACUAAUAUGUAGACAUAAUGUAGCAAUCAGUCGCAUCAACACCUCGCAAACGGCUCUAAAAGUAUUGUUGUCGCAAUUAGUUGUAAUAAAUUGAACAAACAAUGUUAAAUAGUAACAAUACGCGUUCCACGCAUUAUGAACCUUUACUGUCUAGUGCUGAUAAUGCGACGUAUACACGAACGAUCCAAUAUUUGACAAUACUAAAAUAAACUGGUAUGGUGUAGUA
Messenger RNA from Helicoverpa zea (corn earworm), 2653 nucleotides. RefSeq names its product probable citrate synthase 2, mitochondrial (gene kdn). Bases 114 to 1511 code for a protein of 465 amino acids. Gene Ontology annotation, cellular component: mitochondrial matrix. Gene Ontology annotation, biological process: carbohydrate metabolic process; citrate metabolic process; tricarboxylic acid cycle. Lineage: Eukaryota; Metazoa; Arthropoda; Insecta; Lepidoptera; Noctuidae. The transcript has 9 exons. The record is from RefSeq and is a predicted model, not a curated record.